Messenger RNA from Daphnia magna, 1267 nucleotides. Its product is annotated as heat shock protein beta-1. Gene Ontology annotation, biological process: protein refolding; response to heat. Gene Ontology annotation, molecular function: protein folding chaperone. Bases 207 to 875 code for a protein of 222 amino acids. Lineage: Eukaryota; Metazoa; Arthropoda; Branchiopoda; Diplostraca; Daphniidae. The transcript has 5 exons. The record is from RefSeq and is a predicted model, not a curated record.
UCCCGGGACUAACAACCAGACAGUUCCAAACAACAAAGUGCUUCAGUUGCCCGCUGCCCUCGACACACGUAGUCAGUGCUCCCGCUCUCUCUCUCUCCCAGUAUCUACUACAUAUCUCUCUGCGAUUCGUUAUUGCAGCUUAUUCAAGCUUUUAAUUUGAUUUCACACGUGUGUGUUUUUUCUCCAAGUAUACAGGUAUAACAAAUAUGGCCGGCAAGAACAUUAUUCCCAUCAAGCUGGGCGAUUUCAGCGUCCUUGAUUCUGAAUUCAAUUCGAUUCGUGAGCGUUUCGACUCUGAAAUGCGCAAAAUGGAGGACGAAAUGACUCGUUUCCGCUCGGAAUUGCUCAAUCGCGAGCAAUCAUCGUCGCUCUUUUCACGUUCGUCCACCUCUAGCAGCACGACCUCUUCCAGCACUAACAGCUCUAUGCUGCCGGGUAUGCACAUGUCGGAGGCUCGCAAAUGGAUCGGUGAUGUCAAGGAGCAAAUGUCUUCUCUUUCUUCUGCCUCUUCCUCUCACAUGCACAGUGCUUUGGCUGCUCCGGCCUCUGAUUGGUUGACUGGUCUCCACUCUCCGCUGAUUCAAGAGGAUGGCGAAGAAAAGAAAUUAAAGUUGCGUUUCGACGUGGCUCAGUACACGCCCGAAGAGAUUGUCGUCAAAACGGUGGACAACAAGUUGUUGGUUCACGCCAAACACGAAGAGAAAUCCGAAUCGAAAUCCGUCUACAGAGAAUACAACCGAGAGUUCCUUUUGCCGAAGGGAACCAAUCCCGAAUUGAUCCGUUCGUCGUUGUCCAAGGACGGUGUGCUGACCAUUGAAGCACCUCUACCAGCCAUCGCUGCAGGUGAAAAAAUGAUCCCCAUUGCUCAGCAUUGAUGCAAAUAUGAAUCUCCCUUCCCCAAGAAAAAUUUUUCAGUUUUUGAUGUCAACCGUUUUGAAAAAUGUGACUCUUUUUUUUUUGUGGGGUCGCAUACAGCAGCUUUAAGUAAGAAAAAAAAAGAAAAAAAAAUCUUUAUUUAUCUCCGGAAUCUCAUUUUUAUGGAGGGGAAGGGGUUACAUAAUUGGAAUGAAAAACUUUUUCCGCUUUUUAUCGUUUGAACCGCAAGAUGCACGUGCUUCGUUACCCAAUGGAGCCACCCACUUUUUUUUUUUUUGUCUUUCUGUCAGUGUUGGUGGUGAAAAAAUAAGAAACAUUUGCAAAACAGGUUAUGAUAUUUUGUUCUUUUGUAUUUUUUCACUGCCCAAAAUACACAUACACCACCCACUUA